Spizellomyces punctatus DAOM BR117 is the source of this 2616-nucleotide messenger RNA. Its product is annotated as chaperone DnaK. Bases 1 to 2241 code for a protein of 746 amino acids. The transcript has 3 exons. The record is from RefSeq and is a predicted model, not a curated record. Lineage: Eukaryota; Fungi; Chytridiomycota; Chytridiomycetes; Spizellomycetales; Spizellomycetaceae. Gene Ontology annotation, biological process: endoplasmic reticulum unfolded protein response; cellular response to unfolded protein; protein refolding. Gene Ontology annotation, molecular function: heat shock protein binding; ATP binding; misfolded protein binding. Gene Ontology annotation, cellular component: membrane; cytoplasm; endoplasmic reticulum lumen.
AUGACAAGUGGGACCCAGCCAAUAGCCGCGCGACAUGUGCAGCCAAUCAGCGGACGACAGCAGUUCGCAGCAACCAAACGCGUAAAGGUGCCCCGAAACUGCGAGAAACGGCUGAAGGCCGCCGUCUGGCUUAUAAAAGGAGGGUCAACCUGCGUCCUUCCUCCCCCCCAAAACUUGCUUUUUCCUAUCCUCUCUCCCCUCCCCUUCCUGCGUGGUUGUCUAGUUUCUCGAAAGAGAGCAUCCACUAUGAAAUCACGAACAUCUUCAGCACUGCGCUGGAUAGCGCUUUGGCUGGCCAUUGUGGCAGCCUGCUGUGUAGCGAACGUCUCAGCAGCGUCUGAGGAUGCUGCUGCAGGACCUAUUAUCGGUAUUGACUUGGGUACAACGUACAGUUGUGUCGGUGUUUACAAGAACGGCCGUGUUGAGAUCAUCGCGAACGACCAAGGAAACCGUAUCACACCAUCAUACGUCGCCUUCACCGAUGAAGAACGUCUGGUCGGAGAUGCCGCGAAAAACCAAGCACCAAUGAACCCCCAUGAUACCAUCUUCGACGCCAAACGACUUGUUGGUCGCCAUUUUACCGACAAAGAAGUUCAGCAGGACAUGAAGCACUGGCCCUUCACUGUCGUCAACAAGAACGGCAAACCUAUCAUCAAGGUCAAUGUGAAGGGAGAGGAGAAGACUCUGACUCCCGAAGAAGUUUCCGCUAUGGUUCUUCAAAAAAUGAAGGAAAUUGCGGAAGGAUACCUCGGGGAGAAGAUUACACGCGCUGUGGUUACCGUUCCCGCCUACUUUAACGAUGCUCAGCGUCAGGGCCCCAAAGAUGCUGGUAUUAUUGCUGGUCUCAAAGUCGAACGUAUCAUCAACGAACCAACCGCCGCUGCGAUCGCUUACGGCUUGGACAAAAAGGGCGGCGAGCGCAACAUUCUUGUAUACGAUCUUGGUGGUGGUACAUUCGAUGUGUCGCUUUUGACCAUUGACGAUGGUGUCUUUGAGGUACUUGCGACCAGCGGUGACACCCAUCUCGGUGGUGAGGACUUUGACAACCGUGUCAUUGAGCACUUUGUCAAGUUGUGGAAAAAGAAGACUGGCAAGGAUGUCACCAAGGAUCCCAAAGCCAUGGGCAAGUUGAAGCGCGAAGUAGAGAAGGCCAAGCGUGCUUUGUCCUCCCAAAUGUCUGUCCGUGUCGAAAUCGAAUCCUUCCACGAUGGCCAAGACCUUUCUGAGACUCUUACUCGGGCCAAAUUCGAAGAACUCAACAUGGAUCUGUUCAAAAAGACCAUGAAGCCCGUCGAGAAGGUAUUGAAGGACGCUGGAUUGUCCAAGAACGACAUCCAAGAUAUCGUCUUGGUUGGAGGUUCUACUCGUAUUCCCAAGGUUGUUCAGCUUUUGGAGGAUUUCUUCAACGGCAAGAAGGCCAGUAAGGGUAUUAACCCUGACGAAGCCGUCGCCUAUGGUGCCGCAGUUCAGGCUGGUAUUCUUCUCGGUGACAGCCCUGAACUCAACGAUGUACUCCUCGUUGACGUGAACCCUCUCACCUUGGGUAUCGAAACUACUGGUGGCGUGAUGACGAAACUGAUUCCUCGUAACACUGCCGUGCCCAACAAGAAAUCUCAAAUCUUCUCUACUGCUGCGGACAACCAGCCUACCGUCUUGAUCCAAGUGUUCGAGGGCGAGCGUCCAUUGACCAAGGACAACAAUCUUCUCGGCAAAUUUGAACUUAACGGCAUUCCUCCAGCUCCUCGAGGGGUUCCUCAGAUUGAAGUUACUUUCGCACUUGACGCGAACGGUCUCCUUACAGUCUCAGCCGUGGAUAAGGGCACAGGCAAGAGUGAAUCCAUUACAAUCAAGAACGACAAGGAUCGCCUGAGUCAGGAAGAGAUUGACCGCAUGGUACAAGAGGCCGAGAAGUUUGCCGAAGAGGACCGUCUCACCAAGGAGAAAAUCGAAGCCAAGAACGCUUUUGACAGCUAUGUGUACUCUUUGAAGAACCAGCUCUCUGACGACUCCCAGCUCGGUGGUAAACUUGAGGGUGACGACAAGAAGCAAAUCCAGGAUGCAUUGAAGAAGGCGCAAGACUGGUUGGAGGCCAACGGUGCCACCGCUACGAAGGAGGACCUCGAAGAGCAGAAGAGCGAACUCGAGGCUGUGGUGAACCCCAUCACUGCCAAACUCUACCAGCAGACUGGUGAAGAAGGUGGUGCAUCGGAGGAAGAAGCCCACGACCACGACGAAUUGUAAGACUGUCGAGUCUUUGGGAAUGGGUGUUGGAAUUUGGGGGCACACUGCAUGUUAUUUGAUUAGACGUCCUCAUGUGAGCCGCAGAGCACUGUGUAGUGAUUCUCUGAAAAUCUGCUUGGAUUUCAUAUAGCUCUAUUAUGCUUCCAACGUGUAUAAAUGGGGAUGGUUGGCUAUUUUCUUUUGCUUGUUACAUAGAACACGUUUUCACGUUUCUCCUUUUUCAUUCUUUUGGAUUGACUGUCUUUUUAUUUUACCAUUGUAUUGUAUUGUUAUCUGGUUGCAAAUCACAAUGUUUCAUGGUAGCCUUUAGUGUAGAGGUGACAGAAAAUGGCACUAGCUACUACACCAGGGAAUAAACCGGCGACAACCGGUUCG